Ceraceosorus guamensis is the source of this 689-nucleotide messenger RNA. RefSeq lists its product as hypothetical. The transcript has a single exon. Bases 148 to 504 code for a protein of 118 amino acids. The record is from RefSeq and is a predicted model, not a curated record. NCBI's taxonomy places the organism in Eukaryota, Fungi, Basidiomycota, Exobasidiomycetes, Ceraceosorales, Ceraceosoraceae.
AGAUGGCGCUGCUCGAGCUUGGCAUGCAGGUUCGAUUGUGAUCAUACCCCUUGGCAUUGGGACCAAUUUUCCACAAAUUUCGCUGGCCAGGCAAGAGCCAGAGACAGGGUCUUGGAUUGGUGACCUCGUGCAGACCUCAAUCGGGUCAUGCGCUGGUGCUGCAUCGCGGCUGAGGUUGGCGGCGCACCUGCAUUAGCGCCGCUCUGGCGGGCAAGGCGCGGGCCUUCUGCUGCAUUGAGCGGCCAUCCGCUGCGAGGUGAACCGCCAAGCAAGAUUAUCGUGGUCCCAGCGCGAUGGAAGAGUUGCCUCGCGAGAGCUUCUCAGCUCUCAAAGAAGCCAGCUCUCAAAAGGUAUAAAAGAGCUGCUGACAUCGAGCUGAAAUCUGCGAUACGACAUCUCACCCUCAAUUUGCUCUUCUCGUUCGGCAUUUGCCAACUUUAUUUUUUCUUCUUCUCUUUUGCUCUUCUCUCGAGAUUCUCAUCGUGCUGCCGGCAGCUCGAAUAAUCUCUCCCGAUUUCAGCCGCUUGCUCGCUUCAAACGACCGUCUGCCCACAGCCACACAUUCGCGAUUACAACACCUUCCCCCACUUUCUCGAGACCAAGUAACAGCCGCGCAAGAUGCGUCUGCUUCUACUGCUCCAGGCCGCGCUCUGCGUAUCUGCCGCUCUGGUGGCGGCCGCGCCCAUCGG